AUGAAUGAACAUAAACCUAAGGCAAUCUUUCGGCGUGUUGAGGAUUGCGAGACCGAGGAAUCGAACCAUCCGCUUGCCGGAUAUUUUCGUUGGUGGGCACUCAUUAAUGGUGACAUAACGUCAACAACGGGACUCACCAUGGGUAUCGCAGAAGCGCCGAUCGAGGCUCCACGUCCGAAACGAGGUUACACGAACGAUGCAGAGGAAGUGUACUACUUUUUAAGUGGAAAAGGAAUCGUUUCCGUGGAUGGCGUGGAAACAGAUGUCGGACCUGGUACAUCAGUAUGGAUACCUGCACAUGCUGAACAUUUUUAUCACAACACGGGUACAGAGCCGUUAAAAUUUUUGUAUGUAUUUGCACGCGAUAAGUACAGUGAUGUGCAUUACUGCUUUCCUGGUGAAACAGAAAUAGCGUAA
Messenger RNA from Rotaria sp. Silwood1, 417 nucleotides. NCBI's taxonomy places the organism in Eukaryota, Metazoa, Rotifera, Eurotatoria, Philodinida, Philodinidae. The record is from the annotation of a GenBank genome assembly.